Messenger RNA from Corylus avellana, 1297 nucleotides. RefSeq names its product 2-oxoglutarate (2OG) and Fe(II)-dependent oxygenase superfamily protein. NCBI's taxonomy places the organism in Eukaryota, Viridiplantae, Streptophyta, Magnoliopsida, Fagales, Betulaceae. The record is from RefSeq and is a predicted model, not a curated record.
CUCCCACCUUCUCUUUUCAAGCCAUACAAAAUGGCUCCAACAAUUGCUGCACCAAUCACCAACUCCUCAGAAAUCACUGACUUUAUCAUAAGCAAAGGCAAUGGAGUAAAGGGUCUCUCCGAAAUGGGUCUCAAAAGCCUUCCCAAGGAGUAUAUCCAACCCCUAGAAGAAAGGAUGAGUAUGAGCCAAAUCAUGCCCCAAGAGUCGAUACCCAUCAUCGACAUGUCAAGCUGGGAGGACGACCCAAAUGUGGCAGAAUCAAUCUGCAAUGCAGCAGUGAAGUGGGGUUUCUUUCAGAUUACUAACCAUGGAGUGCCCAUUGAAGUGCUCGAGAGUGUGAAGGAGGCAACACAUAGGUUCUUUGGGUUGCCGGCUGAGGAGAAGAGGAAGUUCUUAAAAGAGAAUUCGCCUUCCAACAAUGUGCGGUUUGGCACAAGCUUUACUCCUGAAGCAGAGAAGGCUCUUGAAUGGAAAGAUUACCUGAGCCUCUUCUAUGUUUCAGAGGAUGAGGCCUCUGCAUUGUGGCCUCCUGUGUGCCGGGAUCAAGUGCUUGAGUACAUGAAAAGUUCUGAAGCUGUUAUCAAACGGCUAUUAGAGGCCCUAAUGAAGAGAUUAAAUGUGAAAGAAAUUGAUGAAAUGAAAGAAUCAGUGUUAAUGGGUUCAAAGAGGAUUAACCUUAACUACUAUCCCACUUGUCCUAACCCUGAGCUCACAGUAGGAGUAGGACGUCAUUCUGAUGUCUCAACCCUCACUAUCCUCCUUCAAGACGACAUUGGCGGACUUUAUGUGAAAGGAGACAACGAUAGGUGGAUCCAUGUUCCACCUGUAAGUGGCUCCCUUGUCAUCAAUGUCGGUGAUGCACUGCAGAUAAUGAGCAACGGUCGAUACAAGAGCAUUGAGCAUCGUGUGGUUGCCAAUGGAAGCAAGAACAGGAUUUCAGUUCCCAUUUUCGUGAACCCCAGGCCAUGUGACAUGAUUGGUCCUUUCCCUGAAGUUCUCGAGGGAGGGGAGGAAGCAGCAUAUAAGCAAGUUCUGUAUUCAGAUUAUGUCAAGCAUUUUUUCAGCAAGGCUCAUGAUGGGAAGAACACAGUUGAAUUUGCAAAAAUAUGAUGUUUUUAAACGAGGUUGACCUGUUUCAAUUAAAAUGAAGUGAUGAAAAAUAACCGAGUUUGAAAGGAAUAAUAAGAUCGUUCAGGAUUCUUCUUUUUUAAGGUACAUGGACCUUGAUACAAUGUUUGUAUGUUUGUAUUUCGAAUAAAUGUGCACUGUUUCUAUGUACUAAUUAUAAUGGUUUUCU